Molecule: messenger RNA, 4964 nt
Organism: Alexandromys fortis (reed vole)
Lineage: Eukaryota; Metazoa; Chordata; Mammalia; Rodentia; Cricetidae
Gene: Spata6l
Product: spermatogenesis associated 6 like
Exons: 13
Coding region: 2386-3597 (403 amino acids)
Biological process (GO): spermatogenesis
Molecular function (GO): myosin light chain binding
Source: RefSeq, a predicted model, not a curated record
ACUCCCGAAAUAAUCACACAGAAACUUUAUUAUUUAAAUCACUGAUUCGCCAAUCAUAAGUAUUGCUAGCUUACUCUUAUAUCUUAAAUUAACCCGUUUCUAUUAUAUUUUACCACAGGCUCAUGGCCUACCAGCAUGAUUCAGGCUGGCAGCUCAUGUCUUUCUCCUCUGGAGGCUCCAUGGCUUCUCCUGACUCCGCCUUCUUUUCCCCAGUCAUUCAGUUUAGUCCAGUCACUCCCUACACACAGCUCUACUCUGCCCUAUCACAGGCCAAGGCAGCUUCUUUAUUCAUUAACCAAUAAAAGCAACACAUAAACAGAAGGGACUCUCACAUCACUUUCCAAACGUGCAGCUUUAUUAAGUCUGUAGUGAUUCCGUGCUGUCCUGCCCCAGAAACACUUUAAGCAUAAUUAUACAUUGUAUUGCCUUCUAUUUGAAUAGCAGUGUCCUAAAUGUAAUUUUUGUGUCAUGCAUUUAUUUUCCUCAUAGAGAUUCUUUACUGUUGAAAUCCACAGCUCUGCUUCAUUCUUUCUUCAUGCUUUUUAAUAACCAUCAGCUUUAAUAUGACUCUACUUAGUGAACUUUGCUUGAUUCUUAUUUUUUUUAAUCUUAAUGAUGAGGCAUAUAUCGCCAUGGUUUUUUCUUUUGUGUGUGUGUGUGUGUGUGUGUGUGUGUGUGUGUGUGUGUAUGUGAAAGUAUAUCCACAGAAUAAAUUCCUAGCAGCUGAAAUAGAUCUUCGGUAAGAAUUGGUCCCCCCUUUUGUUUUACCUCUGGAAACUUAACUAUAAAUUUGUUUGGCACAGUGUUAGUGUUAUCCGUUGGUGGUAUCCCUGUGACAUCACAGGUCUUGUGCCAGUUAGCUGUCAUGACAUAUCUGUGCUCUGGGCAUCCAGAGAGCUGGGCACCCAUCUCUAUACGUCUUUGGGGAGAAAGAGAGGAGAGGAGAGAGAGAGAGAGAGAGAGAGAGAGAGAGAGAGAGAGAGAGAGAGAGAGAACACUAGGAGUUGGGUAUAGACGUAAGGCUUCAUUCUUCACCACUGAGUUUUUUUCUUUCAGAGAUAUGAACUACUAAAGCUACUGAAGUGAACAUCUUCAGCGGUAUCUUUUUAGGGAUAUCUUCUUGCGCCGUUUCCAAUUGCAUAGAUCUCAAUGUAAAGUAUUAAUAAUAAAUUAUAAGAUAAUGUCUUUAAAAUUCUGUCUUAUUGAGGCAGGGUCUCAUGUAGUCCAGGAUGGCCUCAAACUCAUUAUCUAUUCCAGGCUAAUAAUGAAUUUCUGAUUCUCUUAACCAUGCUAAGAGUAAAACAUCGAUUAAAGACAGAUUUAUGUAGUUCUGGUGACCACUAGACUGGGCAAACACUACUAACCGAACCACAUGGCCCAGCCCUAAUUUUUAAGAAUAUUAUGUAUUUACUUAUUUAACCUUUUGAGACAUUGGCCUUCAGUGAAAUUUUGAAUCUGCUAAAAACUGCCAUAUUCUCCUCCUGUCCACUAUUGUUGUUUUAAAAAUCACAUAAAAUGGAUAAAAAAAAAAAACCUGUCAUUUCAUUGCUGCUUGAGAAAUCAUACUCUCUGCUCCUGCCACCUGACGGAUCUCCUCUGGGAGAUGCUCCAAGUCAAUGCCUGCCUUAAAUUACUCGGAAAGGCUGAACUGUUCAGUGAAGAGGGAAGUCAGUAUUGUUUCUUGACAUGAGAUUCCUAACUUAUCUCUUUAGAAAUGACCUAUUUCUAGUUAGUACAUUGAUUUCUUAUCGUCAGUGAGCGUGUUUUCUGAGGCAAAAGGAGACAAGACAUUUAAUGAGGGAGUCCCCUAGGGAAUGGGCAACUAUGCUAAAUAGACAUUGUCACAGGAAUCUGAGUGUCUGGGGUCUCAACAGCCACUAAAAACGAUUACACAAUAGAGCUAUGAUCUCAUUCCACUUUGGGGAUGGAAACUGGUAAACAUUUGAACACAGUAACUGGGGGGUCAACAAGCGUCCAGGAAAAGACUGCAGAAGUUCCUAGCUUCAGCAGACAGGUUCCCAAGGCCCUUAAGGCAGUUACUGGCCAGGCCACCGCUAGGACGCUGAGAACAACUCCGGUUCCCAGCAGAGCAUUAGCGCGCAUGCGCCUAAACCUGCUAGUGUUCCAGGGGAGAAGGUUGAGCGUUGAGUGUCCAUGGCAACCCGACGCUUCAGCCUUCUGGAAGUUUACAAUCUAUAGCUUGUGAGAUACCCGUCCUGGUGGGAGGGACCUGGGCUUGGGGGACUGAUGGGGGAACAAAAGGGUGGGGGUGGGGGCUAGGGAAGCUGGGAAACAUUUGCCUUGACGUAAACUAAGAAAUAAUUGGUUCAAGGCUCAGCACAAAAGGAUCUUGUCUUUCCGGUGCUUUCGCCCACACAGGGAAGGAUGCCUCUGGAGGUGGUGGUGGAACUCCAAAUCCGGGCGAUUUCUUGCCCGGGGGUGUUCCUGCCGUACAAGGAAGGUGUGUACCUUGGAGUCUACCUCCUGAAUCAGUACCUGGAGACAAACUGCUUUCCUUCUGUGUUCCCUAUUGCGAUCCAACAGAACAUGAUAUUUGAAAAGGUAUUUGAAAAUGCAAUAGAUCCUGGAGCUGUUGCAGAAAUUUUAGAAAGCUUCCUAACCAGGUUUGAAUUGAUACAGCUAGUGUCUCCAGCAUGGGAAGAGCUGGCCUACUAUGAAGAAAACACACGAGAUUUUCUGUUCCCCGAGCCCAGGCUGACAUCGUCACACCUUGGCAUGUAUAGGGAGGUGCUCAUGAAGACUCCAAUAGGUUUUCCAGGCAUUGCUCCCAAACUAGAAUUUUCUACAAGGACAGCCAUCCGAGAAUGUGUGUUCCCACACAGAAACAGAUUUUUUGGGGAGAACUGUAAAUCCCAAAUGCCUUUACCGAAAUCACACGGGCAAAGAACUCCCACAAAUAACAGAAAGACGAAGCAGAAGGAGAAAAGCCCUGACCGACUUCCCAAAGGCACACAGGCCCGGGUCCCCUCCCCGUCUUCCCCUAGACGUCUCGUCCAGCACCAGCCGACUCAGCAGAACCUUGGAAAGAGCUUCAGGCUCCCUGAAGCAAGAAAGCCUCCAUUUGUGGUUAGACAUGUGGACAGUGUAAACCCCUUUGGUGAAAGCAGUUUGGAACAUCACUUACCGAAGUCCAGAAGAAAAUCGAAGUUUUUAGACGUUGCUCUUCCAAUGAGAAGAGCAUCUUCUCUUGAAAGCCUCGAAACAAACAUAAAGGUCACCAGAGAGCCUGACGAGCGCAUUGUCUUAAGGAGUCAGACGUCGCCACCUUUAGAUCCGAGGAAGUCCGGACAACCCUCGCCCAAUCACGUAAGGGAUGUAGAGCUCCUGCUGGACACUCCACUCCCUACCUCCCAGCAUUCCAGAUCUCCCAGCCCUCUGGAUGAGCCUCUCCUCGGAGAAAGGUUCCAUCCUCGCUCCCAGUCCACGUGGAGGAAGAUCCAUGAGAGGGUGUGCAGCCUCCUGACAUCCCACAGAGCUCACUCGAAGGAAGAUUUUAUCCCUGAAACAAAUUAUAUCUGCGAAAGACCAAGCUACCCCCUGAAGAAACUCCCACUGCAUGGACAGAGAUAUUUUUAACUCCUGUCUCCUGGGAACAUGAAUGAAAACCAAAGAAAGAUGAAGGGCCCAGUCGUCGAGACACUGACACAUUCCUGGAGAAAUGAACAUUUUUUUUUUUGUUGGCUGGGUUGAGUUACUGGUGCCUGGCCCCCAUUAAAUCAAAGUUUAUACUCAGUCUUUUGUGCCCAAGGUAAGAUUUGUUGAUUAAAUUCUGUUUGGGGCUCCCAUUCACGCUCAUCGCCUGGAGAAUUUGUGUUUAUUUUAAGCAUGAAAAAUAGGAAACAUAAUAGAAGUCUGUCAGAUGAAAGUGAGAUAUUUGUAUGCUGUGUGAAGAUAUAUUACUGUGAUUGGUUUGAUAAGGAGUUGAACAGCCAAUAGCUAGGCAAGAGGUAUAGUUGGGACUUCGGGGCAGAGAGAGGAAGUAGGAGGAGAUAAUCAAGGUACAGACAGACGCCAAUGAGACAUGGAGGGAGUCGUGUAUAUAGAAUGAAAGAAAGGUAAAAAGCCACAUGGUAAAACGUAGAUUAGUAGAAAUGGGCUAAUGUAAGUUAUAAGAGCUAGUUAGGAACAAGCCUAAGCUAAGGCCAAGCUUUCAUAAUUAAUAGUAAGUCUCUGUGUCAUUAUGUGGGAACUGACUGGUGAGACAGAGAAAGACUCAGUACAAUUUUUUUUUCAAAACAAGGUUUCUCUGUAGCUUUGGAGCCUGUCCUGGAACUAGCUCUUGUAGACCAGGCUGGCCUCGAACUCACAGAGAUCCGCCUGCUUCUGCCUCCUGAGUUCUGGGAUUAAAGGCAUGUGCCACCACUGCCUGCCUACAAAAGAAUUUUAAAAAUUCUAACAAAAUUGUCUUACAUGAAACAGGGAGUUGGUUAUUUAAGGAAACAACCUGAUAAAACAACUGGGAAAAGACCAACAACCUCAUUGUUUCUUUUUGAUAAAUCUGAUUUUUGUGUUUCAUUUGUGUGCUCAUUUUUAUAUGAAGCCCCCCCCCCGUUUUUGUUUUUCUCAACAAAUUAUGACCCUUUCACAUUUUAUGAUCUGCUAAUUUUAAAAAAUUAUUUUAAUUUUUUAUUUUUCAAGAACUAUGAAGCUUUGAGGAGUCCUACAGAGGCAAGGUUUGAAGUUCAGGUAUCUUACUUUUGGAGUCUAUGAUAGCACAGAUAAUUUUGUGAUGGUUGGGGUUUUGGUUUGCUAUGGGGAGAACUGUGUCAUUGUGGUGGUCUGAAUGCUCCCCAUAGGGUCAUAUAUUUGAAUGCAUAGUCACUAGGGAAUAACACUAUUUGAAAGGAUUAGGAGUGUUAAGAGGUGUGGCCAACCCCAGAGACUCAGCCUGUGAAUCAGGUUGUAGCUCUCAGCUACUGCCCUAGCUCAUUGUGUGUUGAUGC